AUGAGGAUAUCCACCACCUCUUGUCUCUGUCCCUUCUUAGUCUGCCUCUGCUUCAUCCAGAGGUGCUAUGGGGCAGGCCACCAUCUCCCCACCAAAGUGCCCUCCAAGAACCAGACCAAACUGGCCAAUGGGGAGACGGAGGUGCACCACAGACCUAAGCGUGGUUGGAUCUGGAACCAGUUCUUUGUUUUAGAAGAACACAUGGGACCUGAUGCGCAAUAUGUUGGAAAGCUUCACUCAAACUCGGAUAAGGGCGAUGGAUCUGUCAGGUACAUUCUAAGCGGAGAAGGAGCUGGAACUAUAUUUAUCAUCGACGAAGUGACGGGAGAUAUUCAUGCCACCAAGAGCCUGGAUCGGGAAAGGAAGACACAUUAUGUCCUGCACGCACAAGCCUUGGAUCGCAACACGGAGGAGGCCCUAGAACCAAAGUCGGAAUUCAUCAUCAAAGUACAGGACAUCAAUGACAAUGCACCUACAUUUCCAGACGGACCCUUUGUAGCUACGGUGCCCGAGAUGUCUGAAGUGGGCACAUCUGUGUUGCAAGUCACAGCUACUGAUGCAGAUGACCCGACCUACGGAAACAGCGCCAGGAUAGUCUACAGUAUUCUACAGGGACAGCCAUAUUUCUCUGUGGACCCCAAAACAGAAAAUUACCAGCUAUACGUCCCCGAAUCAGCUCAAGUUGGAAAACCCGUCGGGAAGAUCAAAGCCAACGAUGACGACCUCGGUGUCAAUGCUGACAUCAGGUAUAGCAUCAUUAACUCAGAGGGGACCAACAUGUUCUCCAUAUCUACAGACAGAGACACAAGAGAGGGAAUCAUCAGCCUGAAAAAGCCUCUGAAUUACGAGAGAAAGAAGACGUACACGCUGCACAUCGAGGGAAUGAAUUCGCACGUGGAUCCCCGCUUUUCUUAUCUUGGUUCCUUCAAAGACACUACCACCCUCAAGAUCACUGUGGGGGACGUGGACGAAGCCCCCGUCUUUUCUAUGGAUUAUUACAUCUUGGAUGUUUAUGAAAACUCUCCAAGUGGCACAGAAGUGGGCACCGUUACAGCUCGAGAUCCAGACAACAGGAAUAGUCCUGUCAGAUACUAUAUGGACAGCAAAGAGGACGGAGUGAGGUACUUCAGAAUCGAAGAGAGCAGCGGUGUCAUACGCACAACGCAAUCUUUGGACAGAGAAGACAUGCCAUGGCACAACAUCACUGUAAUGGCCUCGGAGGUUGACAACCCCAGCCUUCUCAAUCACGUUCCUGUUACAGUCCAGGUCCUAGACAUGAAUGACAAUCCCCCAGAGGUUGCAACCGACCAGGAAGUCAUUGUGUGUGAGAGCUUAAAGCUUAAUGAGGUGAUCCAGACUGUCACAGCGGUGGACAAGGAUGACUUUGCCAACGGCCAGAGGUUUUCUUUCGCCUUGCCGAGCCAUCUACCCGUUAAUCCCAACUUCACCCUGAAGGAUAACGAGGAUAGCACGGCGAGCAUCAUCGCUAAGCGGCGGCGUUUCAACCACCUGACCCAGGAGCUGUACGAGCUGCCCGUCGUGGUGUGGGACGGCGGGGAGCCAUCGCUGAGCGGCACCAGCACCUUGACCCUACGGGUAUGCCCUUGCCAGCGCCAUGGCCGGAUCCGGAUAUGCCAGGGCGAGGCCUUCCUCUCCUCAGCAGGUCUCAGCACGGGGGCUCUAAUCGCAAUCCUGCUGUGCAUCGUCAUCCUGCUGGCAAUCGUCGUCCUCUUCAUCACGCUGAGGCGGAGCAAGAAAGAGCCCCUGAUCAUCUCUGAGGAGGACAUCCGAGAGAACGUGGUGACCUACGACGACGAGGGCGGAGGCGAGGAGGACACGGAGGCCUUCGACAUCAUCGCUCUUCGCAAUCCGGCCGCCGCAGAGGAGCUCAAGUUCCGACGGGACAUUCGUCCAGAGGCGAGGAGUCACUGCUCCCUGCCCCACGGCCGCAGGAGCCCGUGCGUGGAGCUGGACGAGGUGGACGUGCAUGAGUUCAUCAAGCAGAGACUGAUGGAGGCCGACAUGGACACCAGCGUGCCACCCUACGACUCCCUCCAGACCUACGCUUUCGAGGGUCAGGGCUCGUCCACGGGAUCCAUCAGUCCUCUAGACUCUGUCGCCGCGCCGUCAGAGCAGGAUUAUAACUACCUGGACGACUGGGGCCCCGAGUUCCAGAAACUAGCAGAACUCUACGAAGAGGCAGAGUCAGAUGUGACCACCUAG
Molecule: messenger RNA, 2223 nt
Organism: Menidia menidia (Atlantic silverside)
Lineage: Eukaryota; Metazoa; Chordata; Actinopteri; Atheriniformes; Atherinopsidae
Source: the annotation of a GenBank genome assembly